Messenger RNA from Durusdinium trenchii, 378 nucleotides. The record is from the annotation of a GenBank genome assembly. NCBI's taxonomy places the organism in Eukaryota, Dinophyceae, Suessiales, Symbiodiniaceae.
AUGCAUCCCUUGCAGUGGGUGUCCAAUGGCAGGACGGAUUGGGAGAAGUGUUAUGGAGCACAGGCGCUGAACUGGUUGUCCAAGACAGCACAUCAGGCGACCCAGACCCUCAUGUGCGACGACAACUCCGAUGAGGAGGGGAAGGAUGGUGGAAAAAGAAGAGCGCCACGAGUACCAUUGUCUCCUGGUCCCUUUGGACCAGAUGGCUUCGAGGGUCCGUAUGAUGGGAAGUUGGCCUUCAACCCAGAUGCUUCGCACCCGCUGGCCCUCUUCCAUGCGGGUGUCAAGAACCGGUCUGGAAGCCUUCCUGGCUCUCCCUAUGAAGGCGGGCUUGCUCCCAGUUCCAAGGUCGACUGCAGUCGAUAUGAACCAUUAUGA